Humulus lupulus (European hop) is the source of this 2571-nucleotide messenger RNA. RefSeq names its product pentatricopeptide repeat-containing protein At5g27460. Gene Ontology annotation, cellular component: mitochondrion. Lineage: Eukaryota; Viridiplantae; Streptophyta; Magnoliopsida; Rosales; Cannabaceae. The transcript has 5 exons. Bases 191 to 1852 code for a protein of 553 amino acids. The record is from RefSeq and is a predicted model, not a curated record. Gene Ontology annotation, molecular function: protein binding.
AAAGACGGUUUCUCUUCUUCUACUUCCACGGUCACCUCUGAUUGGGAUACCAUCACCACCAUAGCCAUUAGCAACUCCGGCCUCCACCCGCCGGUCCUCUAUCCAACGGCGGCGCGUCCCUACUAAUCGCUCAUUUCUGCUCACCUCCCUUUGCUACCAUUAGAGUUACAGGAAAGAGACCAGCUUUUUCAUGGCAAUUCGCCUACUUGUUGCCGAUAUCAGACACUUCAUGCUUCAACUAGAAGUGACAAAUCGUCUUCAGAGGUCAAUUUGUUCAUACAAUAGUUCGUUUGUGGCAGAUGAGCCCUCCAAAGAUUUUGCACCCAGGACCAAAAAUGAUUUCAAGGGCAAGAUUUUGAGGCUUAAAUACCCUUCGGGUUGUGCUACCACUGUGCUUCAGAACUGGGUUGAUCAUGGCUAUAAAGUUUCCUUUCAUGAGCUACGGCGCUUCUCCACCCAACUCUUGAAGUUGAAUCGCCACGACCAUGCUCUCCAGAUAAUGAACUGGAUGGAAACUCAAAGCAGGUUCCUAAUGUCGCCGGCCGACCAUGCCUUUAAGAUGGAGUUAAUCAUCAGCUUGAAUGGUCUAGCAGAAGCUGAAGAAUAUUACAGAAGCAAUAUAUCAGGCACUGCUUCGCGUAAAGCCGCUGGCCUUUCUCUUCUCCGGGGUUAUGUUAAGGAAAGGGACACUGAGACUGCUGAGGCUUUCAUGUCGGAGUUGAAUGGCUCGGGGCUGGUUGUGAACCCUCAUCCUUACAAUGAGAUGAUGAAACUGUACAUGGCAACCUCUCAGUUUGGAAAAGUACUCCGUGUUAUACAGGAAAUGAAGCAAAAUAGAAUACCCUUGAAUGUUUUGUCCUACAACCUUUGGAUGAAUGCCUGUGGUGAGAUAUCUGGUGUCUCUUCAGUUGAGAUGGUUUACAAUGAAAUGAUUAGAGAUGGUGGUGUUGAGCUUGGAUGGAGUAGUCUUUCAACUUUAGCUAAUGUUUAUGUGAAAGCAGGGCAAUUUGAGAAAGCCAGUUUGGCCCUCAGAAAUGCUGAGAACAAACUGUCAAGCUCUAAUCCUCUUGGUUAUAACUUUCUUAUAACGCAGUAUGCCUCUUUGAACAACAAGGAUGAAGUUCUUCGGCUUUGGAAAGCUCGAAAAGAAUUAAGUGGAAGAAUCAAUUGUGCAAAUUACAUGUGCCUAAUGCUGUGCUUGGUGAAGUUAGGUGAGAUUGGAGAAGCUGAGAGAGUUUUCACGGAGUGGGAAUCCAACCGUCGUAAGUUUGAUAUUCGGGUUUCAAAUAUCCUCCUAGGCGCUUAUGUUAGGAAUGGAUUGAUGGACAAAGCUGAAUCAUUUCAUCUUCAAACGUUGGAGAAAGGUGGAUGCCCAAAUUACAAGACUUGGGAGAUCCUCAUGGAGGGAUGGGUGAAAACCGAGAAGAUGGAGAAAGCCAUUAAUGCAAUGAAGAAAGCGUUGUCUUUGUUGAAACAUUGUCAUUGGAGGCCAUCGGAUGGUGUUGUGAUGCCCAUAGCAGAGUAUUUUGAGAAGAAAGGGGAUGUUGAAGGUGCACAAUGGUAUGUCAAGGCUAUCCACGAUUUGGGUUUUGCAAGUUUGCCAUUGUAUAAGUCAUUGCUAAGGGUAUAUUGUUCUGCUCAGAAACCUGCUUUUGAUAUCCUCAAAAUGAUGGAGGAUGACAAGAUUAAAAUGGAUGAUGAGAUUUAUGCCCUCACUCGAGCUGUUAAUGAGAUUCCCCGCCCCAAUAAGAGAUUCCCCACCUCGCCUCCGUCGAGGAAUAAGCAGGGAUGGGAUGGGGACGGGGACGGGGGAACAUUCUCCGCCAAUUCCCCGCCCCGUGUGCAUCACUAGUCAUUGCUGUUAUGAUUACAAGCACAGAAUGAAAUGAAAAGAAAAAGGAACUUGUUUUACAAUAGCUCUAUAAACUGGGAUAUUGAAUUUGUUUGGAUAAGAAUCAUAAUACUUCCCCAUGAAACCGCACAACUACUUGAAAACAAGGAUUUUUCAAGACUGUUUAGUGCAGAUUUUGCUCAUCUCUUUUCGGGCUUAAACUGCAUAGCCUUUUGUUCAGAAUGUUCAUGAGGCAGUAUUGGGUCUCUCUUCCAUGUCUCAUCAGUGUACUCCAUUAUCAAGAGGCUUGUACUUUCAGAGACCAAGGAACUCUCAAGGGAAAAGGACUUGCUUAGAAUCCAAGCAACUUCACAGAGCCCUUAGCCAUUGUUAAUUGCUCUAUCUCUGAUAUCUUUCGCGAUACACGUGCGAACAUGGCUGGCAAGCGUUUCAUGUUCGACGAAGAAGACCAACAAGCUGAAUUUUUCAAGUUUUAGGACGUUUAAAGGUCUGAGAUUCUGAUAUUUAUGAGUGCAUAUUUGCUCCUUGGCGAAAAUUCUUGAACAAUUCUUGCCAGAAAAAGGUGAGAUUUAUGGUUAGAUGAAUGUUUCUUUUACUACACAAGAAGCAUAAUUUUAAAACUGAGUUAAUAAUAGUUAUGAUAUAAAUUAUACAUGGGAUCUUUACUAUGUUGUAUAUUCCAGAACAGUUGCUAUGAACCAUCAGAUUCUUGGUGCAAA